Molecule: messenger RNA, 312 nt
Organism: Plasmodium inui San Antonio 1
Lineage: Eukaryota; Apicomplexa; Aconoidasida; Haemosporida; Plasmodiidae
Exons: 1
Coding region: 1-312 (103 amino acids)
Source: RefSeq, a predicted model, not a curated record
AUGGAGGAUGACUACAGGAAGGAGUUUUCGAGAAAUCCAACAGAAUCGCAACAUAGUGAAGAACCAAAUGAAGAAUUUACCAUUUAUAAAAUUAAAAAUACCUUACGCACGUUAGACCAACCGAUUGAGCAAUAUGGGAUCGCAAAUUAUUUCUUGAACUAUUACAACGGGGGUGAUAACAAUGAGGAGUGCAAAAGUGAGGGAAAAUUCGGAUCUCCCUCGGAUGAGGUGCCGUCUCCUUGCCACAGUUUAGCAGAUAGAGACGAGUUAAAAAAUAGUGAUCAGGGAAGCACCAAUAGGGGGAGUCCUUGA